Molecule: messenger RNA, 978 nt
Organism: Fonsecaea multimorphosa CBS 102226
Lineage: Eukaryota; Fungi; Ascomycota; Eurotiomycetes; Chaetothyriales; Herpotrichiellaceae
Exons: 4
Coding region: 1-978 (325 amino acids)
Cellular component (GO): plasma membrane; fungal-type vacuole
Source: RefSeq, a predicted model, not a curated record
AUGACGAAUUCGCACGAACCCGUCUUCAUCACGCCAAAUGGCACUCUCUACAUCGCCGGCGGCCACAGCGCCAACUGCACCAUCUCAGUGUGCCCGAUCGAGCUAAGCGUCUACGGAUACCGCCCGUCCCUUGGUGCAAGCGGCGUCUUCAUCGCCCUUUACGCUCUCUGCAUGGUCGCCCAGGCCAUCCUUGGGUGGCGGUACAAGACAUGGGGCUUCAUGAGCCUGAUGCUGCUGGGCUGCGUGGAUGAGAUUAUCGGGUACGUUGGGCGAAUCUUGUACUGGCAGAACCCGUGGGCGCAGUCUGGGUUCAUUAUCCAGAUUGUCCUGAUCACCAUCGGGCCCGUCUUCUUCUCCGCCGCCAUCUACGUGCUGCUCGCGCAGAUCGUGAGGUACAUCUCGAUACCCUCCUCGCGCUUCGCGCCCAAGUACUUCUACUGGAUCUUCAUCCCCUGCGACAUCGUGAGCUUGGUCCUCCAGGCCGCCGGCGGCGCCAUAUCGUCGACGUCCGACGGGGGUGACAAGGCCGGCGUCGACAUCGCUCUGGCCGGCCUAGCUUUCCAGGUUUUCACAUUGACGGCGUUUGUGGUCCUGGCCAUCGACUAUGCCUUCCGCAGCCGCGCCGUGUGGUUGACCACCCGUCCGCCCAUCCGCUUCGUCGUCUUCAGCGGCUUCCUCUUCGCCGCCACCAUCCUGAUUCUGAUCCGUUGCUGCUACCGCGUCUACGAGCUGAGCGGAGGGUACGAGCGCACCAGUCAAGCGCUGCGGGAUCAGACGCUGUUCAUUGUCUUUGAGUCGGUGAUGGUCAUCCUCGCCUCCAUCUGCCUGAUCCCCGCGCAUCCAGGCUUCGUCUUCAAGACCGGCCUUGAGCAGCUGGUCCCGGACGAGUCGAGUCCCGAAAAGGCCGUGUCCUCAAGUGUCAGAUCGGCUAGCCCUAGCUCUUCGGCCGAGUCGGCUGAGAGGCUGGGAGGAGCAUAA